Molecule: messenger RNA, 1514 nt
Organism: Durio zibethinus
Lineage: Eukaryota; Viridiplantae; Streptophyta; Magnoliopsida; Malvales; Malvaceae
Source: RefSeq, a predicted model, not a curated record
CCAUGGGCAAGUUUCUCGAAAAAGUCAUACUUUCCUAACAAAUUUGCUUGAUUCCAAAUUAAAAAAUAAUCAAAAUUGAUAUCCACAUUACACCUCCAUUGAAUUUUCAAGUGGCAUUGAUGUGGAAGCCUUUAACAACCCAAGCAUUGUUGAUUUUUACACAUGGGUAAUUUGAUAUGGUCAUCUCUGGGGGCACCUGGUUGGGUAGGGCAUUGCAGGAUCGGCAGGUUGGGUCAGUGUUUGGGUUUUGACGGAAGGUGUGUCGUCAUAAGGCAAAGAUUUUAAAUUUGAAUAAAAAAAAAAAGAAAUGAGGAAUCUGAUUGGUGAUUGGUGAUUGGACUACACUGUUCAUCUUACCAAACAUUUGUUGACCAAACAACUACUGCGCACCUUUUAGGACGAACCUCCAAUCAAUGACGUUGGCUGCAGCCUCCGUCGCAACGCUCCCUACAGCAAAUUCCUCCGCCACUCUCUUUACCAAAUAUGAAACCCCGUGAUAAUCCGAUUUAAAGGCUCGCUGCAAUGAACGGCCAUGGCCUCCAAAUCGUUGAAGAAGAAGCCUAACAGAAAGCGAUCAAGAGCCAAGUCCUUCGCCUCGAUGGCCUCUUAUAAGCACUUGUAUCUCAGAAUUUUCAUUUUAAUAUCGAUUAUUUUGCUUGUUUGCGGAAUUCUUGUUUUGGGAGUUUCGUCAAACACUUGGAUUAAGAUAUCUUCCGAUAAUCUCUCCAUUCAGCUUUACGGCUAUCAAGUAGUCAAUGAAUUCCCUCACGAUCCCAGUGCCUUCACUCAGGGCCUUGUUUAUGCUGGAAAUGAUACCUUAUUUGAGUCAACUGGUCUUUACAAGCAAUCAUCAGUUCGGAAAGUAGCUCUUAAGACCGGAAAGGUUGAGAUUCUUCACAAGAUGGCUGAUUCAUAUUUUGGAGAGGGUUUAACUCUUCUUGGUGAAAGGCUGUUCCAAGUAACUUGGUUGACGAACAUUGGUUUCAUAUAUGACAGAAAAAAAUUGCAGCAAUUGGAGCAAUUUACACAUCAGAUGGAAGAUGGUUGGGGACUGGCAACUGAUGGCAAAAUCUUAUAUGGAAGUGAUGGGACUUCAACACUGUAUCAUAUAGAUCCUCAAACAUUAAAAGUCACAAGAAAACAUGUCAUCAAAUUUAAUGGCCAUGACGUGCGCUACCUGAAUGAAUUGGAAUAUAUAAAUGGUGAAAUAUGGGCAAAUGUUUGGCAGACUGACUGCAUUGCUAGAAUCUCACCUAAUAAUGGUACAAUGCUUGGGUGGAUUAUUCUUCAACCUUUAAGAGAAGGACUAAUAGCAGCUGGACAUAAUGGUAUUGAUGUUUUGAAUGGCAUUGCUUGGGAUAGCAACAAUAAUCGCAUUUUUGACAAUUUUGAAGGCAUUAUUUUUUUGGUUCCCUUCUAGUAACUGGAAAACUCUGGCCAAAGCUUUAUGAGAUCAAGCUGCAUCCAGCCAGGAAACACUUUGAUAAUGGGGACAUUGAGCAGCUUUGCUUGCC